UGCAGAUCAACUCAUAACAUUUAACCAUGACAUAAAUAACUUUGAUGUCUUUGUGAAAUGUAUUCAAGAAAACAUCAACAAUAUACAUAUCAAAUGUCUUAAUGAAAAUAAUAUUGAAAAAUUUGAUGCUUUUCUGCCUCCACUACUAAAACCAUAUAAAGGGACAAUGCAAACACAUCAAGUAACUUGGAAUCACAUUACUCGAGAGCUGAGUUUUAGAACUUUAAGCUGCUUUAAAUGCAGCUUUGAGAAUUGUAUUCAUUAUGCGAUUGAAAAUAAAGUAGCGCCGCUACAGUCUUCAUAUUUAAGUGAGGAAAAUGACAAUGGAAGAGCCACUGCUCGGCCUACAGGAAUAGAAGAAUUUAGUGAAGAUACCUGGGUUACAGCUAUUUUUGAUAAUGAUUGGUAUCCAGGAAUCAUUGAAAAAAUUGAUCGAAACAUUAUGACUGUUAACUUUAUGAUGAAAAAUGGUAAAAGUUUUUUCUGGCCAGAUAUCGCUGAUCGUCAAACUGUGACUACUAGAAAUGGAAUCUUAUGUCAGCUAGUGCAUCCACCUGAACCAGUUUCCAAUAGAUUCUACAAAAUACAAGAAUAUGACUAUAUUGAUAAUUUAUUUAAAUCUUCAGUUUAGAUGUUGUAUGGUAAAGGAAUGAAAUCAAGUGAAUGGUUUCACAUAGCUGAUGUUUCUUUUUUAUUAUUUCUACA
Molecule: messenger RNA, 705 nt
Organism: Diabrotica virgifera virgifera (western corn rootworm)
Lineage: Eukaryota; Metazoa; Arthropoda; Insecta; Coleoptera; Chrysomelidae
Exons: 2
Coding region: 167-631 (154 amino acids)
Source: RefSeq, a predicted model, not a curated record